Messenger RNA from Arachis duranensis, 325 nucleotides. RefSeq names its product 40S ribosomal protein S16. Lineage: Eukaryota; Viridiplantae; Streptophyta; Magnoliopsida; Fabales; Fabaceae. Gene Ontology annotation, cellular component: cytosolic small ribosomal subunit; ribosome. Gene Ontology annotation, molecular function: structural constituent of ribosome; RNA binding. The record is from RefSeq and is a predicted model, not a curated record. Gene Ontology annotation, biological process: maturation of SSU-rRNA from tricistronic rRNA transcript (SSU-rRNA, 5.8S rRNA, LSU-rRNA); translation.
ACAUUCUCGUCAGGUACGAUAGGACCUUACUUGUUGCUGAUCCAAGGCGCUGUGAGCCUAAGAAGUUCGGUGGUCGUGGCGCUCGCGCGAGGUUCCAGAAAUCUUACCGUUAGGGAGAGAAAAGGAGGGGUUUUUUGGGGUAUGGGGUUUCGGUUCAUGUUUUAUGCUGUGGAAAACUCUUAUUGAGCAGUAGUUAUAUUAAGUCUUGGAGAUUUUAUUGCGUUUUGAUUGUUAUGUGAUGCUUUUUUUUUUUUUACAGAUAUUUAAUUUUAAUCGAAGAACUUCAUUGAUUAUUAGAUAUGAAUUAUGCAAAACUCUUCAUUCA